Messenger RNA from Fraxinus pennsylvanica, 837 nucleotides. NCBI's taxonomy places the organism in Eukaryota, Viridiplantae, Streptophyta, Magnoliopsida, Lamiales, Oleaceae. The record is from the annotation of a GenBank genome assembly.
AUGGGGCAGAAAAUCCAGCAAGUUACCAGCUGGGCCUUACCCUUUUCCGAUAAUCGUAAUGAGCAAGUAGUUGAUAUUGGUGAUGCUGCGUUUAUCACAUCGCUUAAUCUCAUGUCAUCCACUCUUUUCUCGACUGAUUUUGCUCAAUUUAAUUCCAAAUCUUCCCAAGAAACAAAAGAAGUUGUGCGGGGUUUGAUGACAGUUGGAGCAGUUCCUAAUCUUGCAGAUUUCUUCCCUGUUCUGAAGUUCAUCGAUCCACAAGGCCUUUUGCGAGAAACCAAGAGUUACAUUAGCAAAGUAUUUGUAAUAUUUGAUGAUUUGAUCAAUCAACGGUUGAAGUCAAGAGGUGAAUCACUGGAUCAUCCGGUGAAAAAUGAUUUCCUAGAAGCGAUCCUCAACCAUAACCAGACAAACCAAUCCGAAUUAACCUUUGACGUUCUAAAGCAUCUACUUCUGGAUUUAUUCGUUGCAGGGACAGACACUACUUCUAGCACGGUGGAAUGGGCAAUGACUGAAUUACUACGGAAUCCUGAGAAAAUAAGGCAGUGCCUCUCAAGGCUUGCCCAAUCAAACUGUGAGGCCUCAUGUUCUGUCUCACUGGGCACCCACUAUUCCUCGUUGAAUGAUAUGGCGCCCUUGCAGCAAUGUAAUGAGCAAGAAGUUGAUAUUGGUGAUGCUGGGUUUAUCACAUCGCUUAAUCUCAUGUCAGCCACUCUUUUCUGGACUGAUUUUGCUCAAUUUAAUUCCAAAUCUUCCCAAGAAACAAAAGAAGUCUAUGCUGAUAGACCACAUCUGAAGAGGAAAUCAGAUCUUGAAUUUCAGCAACCUGAAGAGUAA